This is a messenger RNA of Eriocheir sinensis (Chinese mitten crab), 2080 nucleotides long. RefSeq lists its product as uncharacterized. The coding region runs from base 160 to 1983 and encodes 607 amino acids. Gene Ontology annotation, cellular component: HAUS complex; centrosome. Lineage: Eukaryota; Metazoa; Arthropoda; Malacostraca; Decapoda; Varunidae. The transcript is spliced from 13 exons. The record is from RefSeq and is a predicted model, not a curated record. Gene Ontology annotation, biological process: spindle assembly; centrosome cycle.
AAAGGAAAAGGUGAAGCGUUCUCAGUAUCGAGAAUACAAGACGCGCAUGUUAGCAUCUAAAUAGUAUCUGUCUAAAAACAUUUGAAAACAAGGUGCCGUUGCAAAGGCAGAACCCCGGAACCUUCAGAUUUGAGCUCCAAAACACAAACAGAUCCAGCCAUGGAGGAGCGGCUGCAGCAGUGGGCCAGCAGCCUCACCAGCACACACAAGAUCUUCUCUCAUGACGCACCCCUCGAGCCACGGCACUUCUCGCUGCUGUUGCAGGACAAGAAGCUUCAGCCGUGUCUGUCUUACUUGGUGCGGCACGUCCGUCCUGCCACUGAGGGAAGGCUGAUCAAGCUGAACCUCAAACACGCUCGGAUCAGGAAGAACCUGAAGGAGGAAGAUGAGGAGUCGUCUUCCCUCCACGAAUACCUGAAGCUUAAGUCUGCCAUCGUGGAGGCGCGGUCAGCCAUAGCAGCCGAGGCCACAGAGAUACAGCAGCUUAACCAGCGGAGGGAGGAGCUGCGUCAGAGUGAGACCGAGGUGCGUAGGAAGGCUGUGUUGGUAAGGGCGGCACGUCAGGACGGGGAGCAGCUGGCCAAGCACUAUGGCCUCUGGAGCGCCCAGCUGAGGGAGAUUGAGGAGGACCAGCAGCAGAGGGAGAGAAAGGCCUCCAAAGUCACCCUGGCUGUCAAGAAACGGCUGCACGAUGACCUGCUGGGCCUGGAGUGUGUGCACCAGGCAAUCCUCAGUGACCGCCCUGGUGGCCAGCACUCCCUGCACCAGAUGAAGGAACAUCUGUGGGAGAGUAUCGGGGAGGGAGUGGGGGAAUGGAGCCCCAGGAUGGCUGUGGAGGCUGUGGUCGGGGAGACGCAGGAUGGCCAGCGCGCUCUACGCAGCCACCUUCAGGGGGUGGACCUGGCCAGGGAUGCACAUGACCUCAGGGUGAAAUGUGAGAGUGACGGAACUUUCAUAGACGAAACGAACCCAAGCGGCGUGGUGGAGUCAGUCCAGGAGCUGCUGAGGCAGAUGAGCGCUGCCCAUGUGAGGCUCCAUCUGCAGGCCCACCAGGAGAACCAGGCAGCGCUGUCCCUGGGCCGGGUGCUUGCCACAAACACCAACAACAUCACCACAGUUGUCAAGAGGAGGUACGAGGACGAGGAGGUGGCCGCUGCCGUGCUGGAGCUGGUGAAGACAACGCUGGCCCUGGCAGGGGAGCGGGUGGCCCUGGCCUCGGCUCAGGCCUUCACCGCCUCCCUGCAGGACAAGGCUGACAUGGCCGCUCGCAUCCAGGCAGCCGUGAGGGACAAGCAUGCCAGGAUUGUGAACUUUGAGAAGGAAAUUCAAGAGAGGAUAGAGAGCAUGCAAUGUUUGGCGACCAGCGUGGAGGGCGGGCGGGAGACGGUGAAGCAGCUCGUGGCACAGCUGCGGGCCGACGUGGGCGAGGCGCUGACCCUCACCACAACACCCACGCCUGCCUCGACAAACCUAGCGGCCGAGUGUGAGAAGCUGGAGACCAUUCCUUUGGCGCACCUUCUGACGACUGAGAUGGAAACGUCGGAACGGAAGCCCAAAAUCAACAUGUCAACGGCCCCCCUGGUGUGGCAUAACCCUGAGGCGGCGGCCGGGGGAUGGCGAGCAGUGAACCAGCUGUGUGAGGGCAUGAGGUGCUGGGACGGUGUGUACGAGGCCGCCACCAAGCGCCUCCUCCUGACCGCCACUCUUCACCGCCAGAUGGAGCGGCUCACCAGUCUUCGGGAGGCCAUGGACACCACCAGGAAGCAGUCCGAGGCCAUCUCCAGCCUGGACACAAAAGAGCUCAUCAAGCAGGUGGAGGCGAAUGAUCAUAAGCUGGAGGAGCAAGUGACGGCAAUGCUGGCUGACUGUGAGAAGCAGCUCAAUGACGGCUUCCAGCUUGUGGCCAAGUUUGCGCAACACAUGUCAGACUGGUGGGAACAACCAGCAAAGAAGAUUGAAGUGAAAAAGUUACAGUUGCAUUGAAGUGCUGCUUUAUACAUUAGAGUAUUGUGGUCAUAAUUUCUUCAGUUAUGUAAAAAAAUUCUCAAUGAAUUCUAGAGCUCCACUGCUGUGCUUCAGG